AUGUUUGCUACGGGCCUCCUACAACUCCAAGCGAAGGAUUGGUGGGACGCACAUUCGAAGGAAUUGGGGGAUGACAAAGUACAAACGUUAACAUGGCAAGAGUUCAAGGAGCCGUUUCUGAUAUAUCAUAGCCCACAAUCCGCACUUGAUAAGAUUCAAGAAGACUUCCUACGUCUUCGACAAAAGGAUGAAACGAUUGAUGAAAUAACGAAUAAGUUCCUCGAGAAGGUGAAGUUUUGUGGGGAGAUAGCGGGGACUGAAAGGUUGAAAAUCAUACGUUAUCAUGCUAUGUUAAAAGCUGAAUAUCGGGAGUUCGUAAAUCCCUCCAAGUGUGCAACGUUGAAUGAAUUAAUCGACUGGGUAAGAGAUAGGGAGAUCGAGUUAAGAAGGCAGGUUGAACGGGGAGAGAAAAGGGUGGCGGAGAAGCCUACCAAUACAAACCCAUCGAAAAAGGCAAAAUAUCAAGAUCAAAACAGGAAAGAGAAGACAAGUAGUGGGAUUCCGACUUGCAAGACAUAUGGGAAACAUCAUUCGGGUGAAUGUUUGUUGGGAAAGAAAGGAUGCUACAAAUGUGGGCAAGAGGGACAUCCGUAUUAUAGGUACCCCGAAAACUCAAAAGCGUGUUACAGUUGUAAUCAAACGGGGCACAUUAAAGCGGAAUGUCCGAAACUCCAACCAGGGGCAAAGAAAGAUGGAAAGAAGGAUGAGUCUUCCAAGGCUCGAGGGAGGAUGUUUCAGUUAACCUCGGAUGAAGCUAAGGCUAGCCCGGAUGUGGUUUCAAGUAUAUUCUUGAUUAAUUCUAUGCCUAUGAAUGUUUUAUUUGAUUCCGGGGCUAGUAGGUCGUUUAUUUCUAAUGAAUUGUUAGUUCAUCCAUCGUUUAAGCUUGAAAAGAUGUUAGUACCCUUAGAAGUGGAAGUUGCUGAUAGUAAAAGCUAUUUGUUACAUGAUAUUUGUAGAAACUGUAAGAUCUUAAUCGAAGAUGAGGAAUUUAGUAUAGAUCUUGUUCCGAUGUACAUGGGGGAAUUUAAAGUAGUUGUAGGAAUGGAUUGGCUAGCCCAAAACCAUGCUGAAAUUCAACGCGGAAAGAAAGUCACUCAUGUAGUAACCUCGGGGGGGAAACGGGUAAGUGUUCGAGGCGAAAGGGUCAUCAAAUCGAAAUUGUGUUCUAUAAUCAAAGCUGUCAAACAUGUGAAGAACGGAGGUAAGGCGUAUCUAUCUUAUGUGAUUGACACCAAUCGAGGUGUUUCAAAGCUUGAAAAAGUGAAUGUAGUGAACGAAUAUCCGGAUGUGUUUCCAGAAGAUUUACCGGGGCUUCUGCCCGAGCGGGAAGUAGAAUUUAAGAUAGACCUUAGUCAAGGCGCAAAACCGGUAGCUAAAGCUCCUUAUCGUGAAGCAGAGCAUGCUUCCCAUUUACGUGAUGUAUUGGAAACGCUUCGUAAGGAAAAGUUAUAUGCAAAGUUCCCAAAGUGUGCCUUUUGGCUUAGAGAGGUACAAUUUAUGGGUCAUGUAAUUGAUGCGGAUGGUGUCCAUGUGGACCCGUCCAAAGUAGAUGCGGUAAUGAAUUGGGUACCCCCGAAGAAUCCAAGCGAAAUAAAAAGUUUUAUGGACUUGGCUGGGUAUUACAGAAGAUUUAUCCAGGAUUUCUCCAAAAUAGCCUCACCCAUGACGAAAUUAACAAAGAAGAGCGAAAAUUUUAUAUGGGGCAAAGAAUAA
Helianthus annuus (common sunflower) is the source of this 1713-nucleotide messenger RNA. RefSeq lists its product as uncharacterized. The record is from RefSeq and is a predicted model, not a curated record. Gene Ontology annotation, biological process: proteolysis. Bases 1 to 1713 code for a protein of 570 amino acids. NCBI's taxonomy places the organism in Eukaryota, Viridiplantae, Streptophyta, Magnoliopsida, Asterales, Asteraceae. The transcript is spliced from 2 exons. Gene Ontology annotation, molecular function: nucleic acid binding; aspartic-type endopeptidase activity; zinc ion binding.